Molecule: messenger RNA, 850 nt
Organism: Dichomitus squalens LYAD-421 SS1
Lineage: Eukaryota; Fungi; Basidiomycota; Agaricomycetes; Polyporales; Polyporaceae
Product: NAC-domain-containing protein
Exons: 3
Coding region: 68-604 (178 amino acids)
Cellular component (GO): cytosol; nascent polypeptide-associated complex
Source: RefSeq, a predicted model, not a curated record
GGCUGCCAGUCGCCUCAACCCCGCCGCCCGAGCUCGACGACGACCCCGAUCCACAACAUUCUUCAUCAUGGACCCCGCAAAAUUGGCCAAGCUGCAGGCCCAGGCCGCGGCCAACAGGAUCGGCGGUAAGGGGACCGUGCGCCGCAAGAUCGUGCGGAAGACGAAGCCGUCGACCGCGCAGGACGACAAAAAGCUGCAGGGCGCGCUCAAGAAGCUCAACGUCCAGCCUAUCCCUGGCGUUGAGGAGGUCAACAUGUUCCGCGAGGACGGCAAUGUUCUCCACUUCAGCACGCCUAAAGUGCACGCGGCAGUUGCCGCCAACACCUUCGCCGUUUACGGCGCCGGGCACGUGAAAGAGCUCACAGAGCUUGUCCCCAGUAUCCUCAACCAGCUCGGCCCCGACUCACUCGCAUCGCUUCGCAAGCUCGCCGAGUCGUACCAGGCGAUCCAGCAGAGCCAGCAGCGGCCACCAGCUGGCGGUGCGGACGACGACGAUGACGACGUUCCCGACCUUGUCGACAACUUCGAUGCCGUCGAGGACAAGCCCGCCGCCGAGGGUGAGGCCGAGAAGGAGGAGAAGAAGGAGCUUCAGGAGCUCGAGUGAGCGAGCGGUUCGGUCGCUGAUAUCACGGCCUUCACACCGACGUAGUAGUAUCUGUGCCUUUUUGCUCUGCUCCUGCUCCUCCGACUCCUUUCCUUCUGCCUUCUGUAUGUCGUAUGAGCAGCGCCCCUCCUCGUUUCCCCCGUACUUGCCAUCUGCUCGCUCUAGCUAGCCACUGUCAUUUCUAGGUACCCGCUGUCUCCCGCACACGACUGUCAAUGACUGCAUUGUAAACUGACCGCAAAUGCU